Hydractinia symbiolongicarpus is the source of this 2501-nucleotide messenger RNA. RefSeq names its product zinc transporter ZIP9-like. Bases 95 to 1078 code for a protein of 327 amino acids. The transcript has 8 exons. Gene Ontology annotation, molecular function: metal ion transmembrane transporter activity. Gene Ontology annotation, biological process: zinc ion transport; transmembrane transport. The record is from RefSeq and is a predicted model, not a curated record. Gene Ontology annotation, cellular component: membrane. Lineage: Eukaryota; Metazoa; Cnidaria; Hydrozoa; Anthoathecata; Hydractiniidae.
AAUCAAAAGUAUGUUUUAAGUUUCUGUUUUUAGAACUGUAUACCUCAUUAAAUAAUAGAACAUGGUAAUGCUGUAAACAAGGCUUUUACAAAAAAUGGACCCUUCAACAAGAUUGCUGAGUUUAAGCUUUGCAAUGCUUGUUGGCUGCUACGUAUUUGGUUCUAUACCACUUUCACUUUCAUUCUCUGAGCGAAAUAUGCGAUCUGUUUCAAUAAUUGGAGCUGGCCUCAUUGUUGGCACUGCCUUGUCAGUUAUUAUUCCGGAAGGUGUCCAUGCCUUAUAUGAAAGAGAGACAGGUCCUCAUUUUCAUUCUGGACAUGCUGAACCACAUCAGCAUCAUCACAAAGCACGCACGCUUAACCACGAAGUUAAAGCUGCAGAAGCGGUGGGUGAUGCUGCACAUGCCUCAGGUGAUAAGUACUGGAGUGAAUUGCAUGGUCGACUUGCACCUGAGGUGGAACUUCACUCAAUGAUAGGGAUUUCACUUAGUUUUGGCUUUAUCUUUAUGUUGUUAAUAGAUCAGCUCUGUGGUGGAGGGCAUUCACAUGGUUCUGGUAGUGAUUCGGGUAAAAGACAAAAAUCAAUCACAGCAACACUUGGUUUACUUGUGCAUGCUGCAGCGGAUGGAGUAGCUUUGGGUGCUGCUGCAACAACAACAAGAACAGAUAUAGAGAUGAUUGUGUUUCUAGCUAUUAUGUUGCACAAGGCGCCUGCUGCUUUUGGAUUGUCAACUUUCCUCCUUCAUGAGUCAUACGAAAGAAGUCGGAUACGAAAACAUUUAUUAGCCUUUUCCUUAGCUGCACCUUUGUUUGCAAUUCUUACAUAUUUUGGCUUAAAUCAGAGCGGCAAAGAAACCUUAUCAACGUAUAAUGCUACUGGUCUUGCUAUGCUCUUCUCCGCAGGGACGUUUCUUUACGUUGCUACUGUGCAUAUACUUCCUGAACUUUUGAGUAAAAGUAGUAAUACUGACGGCCCACUGAAUCAUGAUCAUAGUGGGAAACUUUCAAAAGUAGAACUAUUUUUUUUAAUAAUAGGUAUAAUUACUCCAGUUGUUUUGGGGUUGUACCAUAAGCAUUGAAAUCAAUUCUUUUUAGAGGUCUUUGUAGUUGUUACAUUGUAUUUACAAUGUGUGCUUUAUUUAAAAUGGAUACCGCAUUCUUUGUUAUUAUAAGCGUGACGAAUAAAGUUGUUUAUAGCAGACCAUGCUGAUUAUUAUCGGUGUCAAUGCUAGUUAAACUUUUUAUUGGAUAAAUUUUUUGAUUUGCCAAGCAAAAAGCCAGAGAUCUACCUUUCAGUAGCGGAUUUUGUGUCACUAAAGUAGUCAAAUUUAUUUAAUUUCUACUGUAUUGUCAAAUGCUACCAAUGCAGGCCCUUUAUUAAACAGCUUGCACAAAAACUACUGUCGAGGGCCGUCGAAAGAGAGGUAAUAAGGUGUUAUAGUCUGUAUAAUUAGUGGAUACACGCUUUUGUUUUUAUAAGCAACAUCUUAUGAACAACAUGAGGUACAAAUCCUUCAAUAAACGAAGCAAUUUGUGAAUAAAAAAAAGAGAUUAACACAUUAGCCUAACCAAGAAAACAAACCCGUGGAUUUGGUAGAAGCAACAAGUAUUUUAAAAAUAUUAUUUUUGGUUUGUCUGUUUAGUAUUCAUAUUAUUGUUAAAGGUUCAUCAUUUCUUGAACAUGAUAGUUUAUUAGGCGACGUUUCGGGAGAUCUUCCAUUGGGCUAAGUAAAUGCGAAACAUCUUUCUAUCUUCCCCGAUAGAAGGAUGAUCUUCCAACACGUUGCCUAUUAAAUUAUCAAGAAAUAUUAAACAUUUAACAACAAGCAACAAAUAAGCACUAACCUGUAGAAUACAGAAACGUCAACAACCUUAAGCCUCGUCUAUACAAGUGUUUAGUGAUAUUCGAAAAAACUUGCUCCAAUUCUCUCUAUAUAAAAAUGUUAUUUAUAUAAAAGAAUUUUUCCUUGUUUUUUUCUGCACUUGUUCCGAAUUGAAAGGGUUGCCAUUUUUCUUUUACAUUUUAUGUACAAGGUUUUAUUCGUAACCAUGUUGACUUGGUUUUCUUUUCUUUCAUUUUACAAUUCGAUCUGCAUAAUUGGGGAAAGUUCUAAUAAGAGAUGAGGAUUUUACAAAAAAAAUAGUUUGUAGGGGAAAGGGGGGGUGUUUGGGUGGGAACAUUAAUUAGCUGCCAUUUGGUGUUGAUCCCCUUGCAAUUCGGUUACAGUUACAAGAGCAGUAAGUAAAAACUCUGCAAAAAUGUGCUCGGUUUAUUUGUGAUAAUUUGUAUGCACUUGGCUAAAAUUAAUGAAUUAUAAUUAUGGGAAAUAAAUAUCGAAAUUAUUCAACCUAAGAAAUCGUCAUAUUUAUAUAUUUCUUUUCAUCAGGAAGAAAAAACGUGUAUUGUAUAGACGUAGAUAUUAUGCUUCAAUUUUUUUAUAAAUUUGUAACGCUAUUUUGUUGCUUAUUUAUCGUAGUAUUAAUUAUAAAAAUAGAAAAUUC